GCCACACCAUCGUUCCCGUUUCUCCGAGACAUUUAUAGGCAUCGUUGCUCUUUCACUCUCGAAUCAACUCGCAUCAUCCUCUUCGUUCAACAUGACUUGGGUCUUCGGCUGGCCUCUCUACGACGAUGACGCCAUCAAGAUCGCAAAGGAGCACAAUCUCGUCAAAAACCCAAACGCGAACGAUGCUCAACGCGUUCAAGCAGCCAGGCUGUGGGUCGCGGACCACAUUGGUGGCGUCCCUGUCCUCUGUUGCUGGGUCGACAACAUGCCAGAGGUCGUGUACGCUGCAUAUAUCGACUACGGGAACAAUCGAUAUCCCCCGAUAGAACUCGUCCACGAGGAUACGAUCUCCAGAAAGCAGUAUCGCCGUCUCAAGCGGGCGAUGCCGCUGAGGGAUCUUGGUUGGUACCAGCACGACGACCCAUCUUGCGAACUCUAUGAGGAGACGGUUUACGAGGAUGUCGAUGACAGUGACGAAGAAAGUGACGAGGGUAGCGACACCGAUGGCGAUGAAGAUAGCGGCGAAGGAGGUGAUAACGAAGUUGCCUCGAUGAACAUCGCCAGCGUUGACGAAGACACGGCUGAGAGCGAUAAUGAAACGGUGACCGACGGUGCGGUCUCGAAGUCGGACCUACUCCCAGAGGGCUUCAGCCCCUCUGAAGCGGUUCAGUCAUUGCCAACGGAUUUUGAUGCCCGUUGCACCAUUACCGAGCCGUAGCCUUGACACAACGCAGUUCACCCCAUCUCCGCCUGUCGUCGUACUGUCUAAACUCUGUAUCGUUGAUCUACUACCUCCGUGACUCCUGUAUCAUCCUGUCAUUGCCAUCGAUGUUGCAUUGUACUUUAUAUGCAUGAUUGCCCCAACUUCAUUACGUUCAACCUG
Fomitopsis serialis is the source of this 883-nucleotide messenger RNA. RefSeq lists its product as uncharacterized. The transcript has 3 exons. The record is from RefSeq and is a predicted model, not a curated record. Lineage: Eukaryota; Fungi; Basidiomycota; Agaricomycetes; Polyporales; Fomitopsidaceae. The coding region runs from base 92 to 718 and encodes 208 amino acids.